AUUGGAGUAAAUCAAUAUGGCGGAAAAUAGCCCCGGAUAAUAGUCUCAAAAUUUGAAGGAAUUGCGAUAUUGAUAGAGUAUCAGGAUGGCACAUCAACUUCAGUUAGAGAAGGAAAAAUACAGACAGUGGGUAAAGGCUGGUUUAGGACUUGGAUAUUUAAAGGAGGGACUGGUACCAUUCUGUAAUGACAUAGCUGACCAACAACAUAAGGAUAUCUUACAAAACAUUCGGUUUACAAAGUCACUAUCAUCAACUGUGACUUGUGGGGGCUGUCGAGUUGAAACUCUCAAGCCAGACCAUAAGCCAGUACCUGGGAAUGCUGGAAACAAAGUUUGUCCUCUUGGGCAAGUAAAAUGCAACUGUUGCUGUAAGGGCAAAAUUGCUUGUCCGAACAACAUAUGUGGCGCCAUCUAUGACUAUAUUGUGCAGCAUCAUGCAUCUACACCACCUGCGCCAGUCUGGAAAAAUAGCGAAGCUCUAAAUUGGUCAACAGACCCGUGGAGCAUUAGCAAAUGUUUUAUAAAUGCUCCUGGGUACAAGGACAAGACAUCAGCAGUCCAUACAGAUUGUACAGGGUUACUGCAUGUUGUCACAAAUAACAUAUAUUUUCAUAAUCAUAUUGGAGGCAUUGCUACUGGACCAAACAAUCUUUUUUCAAAGGUACGUCAGUAUAGAAACAUGAUUUUCCACUCAAGCAGCAUGGAAUUAGAAGAAAGUGAGGCUAAUACUUACUUAGAUGACAUGAUUGCAGUUCUACAAGAUAGUAAGGAACUUGUACAUCAACCAGCUGCACAACAAGCUGUACUGAAACUUCAAGAUCUUAAGAAGAAAGACUUCAUUAUAACUACUGUAGACUUUGAUGAAAUUCUGGGACAAAUCAAUGAAGAAAUGAAAAAAGUUCUAAAAUCAAUUGAAGAUGCUCCAACUAAUGAGGAAUAUGAGGAGCUUAAAAAACAAUCUGAAGAACAUGAAACCCAGAUAUUCAAACUAAAUGAGGAGAUGGCAAAAAUUAAGACAGUAACUUCCUCAGGUCAAAGUCAGGCAGAGUAUGAGCAAACCAAGUUAGGUGAGUAAAUAUUUGUUUUGAUGGUGUACAUACAAGUGUAUGAUAUUGCCAUUAAUAUAAAAAAACAGCUGAAGAUCAUCGUUACUUUAUUAUUUAAGAAAUUUAUUUAAUGGUUUAGUACUCCGGAUCAUUCAAUAUAAUUAAAUUUAUAAUAUUAUAAAAUUUAUGCAAUUAACAUUUUAUUAUACUCUACCACAUAAUGUUGUUAGUGCUGUACUGGAAUUACUUUGCGGCAUUAUUAGAUCAGUCAUUCUGUCUAUUUGUUUCCAUCAUGCCCACUCUAAAAAUCCCUUUAAAGAUUUUCUUUAAAUGCUCACCUCAACCUGACAGGGUGUUCACUAGCCACGAAAUUCUGAGGGUCAUUUUAACUAAGUUUUACCGACUACAAGGCCAAAUCCCCAUGAUUUUAACAAAAUUUGACCCUGUAGUUAAAAUCUUGAUGGUCAAAUCAAGCCUUUUGGAAAUUUGAAUGGUCAAAGAGUCAUUUCAAGGGUCAAACGGACACCCUGGACCUGUCUACCUGCACAACCAAUGCCACCAAUGUGCUCUAGGUAAAUAUCACCCUUCGAGGACAAAUGCCAAAAAAUCAUUUUGUUUUCUUUUCUCUAUAAAUUUAAUAACUUCUGUGUGAUUUUCCUGUGUGACGUCACAUGCUUUAACAAGGCAAUGUGAAAAACCAAUGUCUGUGCUUGGUUUGCUAAAGGUCAAGGUCAUCUAUGAAGGUCAAAGGUCAAAUAUGAAAUAUUGUCCUCUUCCUUUUAUG
Molecule: messenger RNA, 1830 nt
Organism: Ruditapes philippinarum (Manila clam)
Lineage: Eukaryota; Metazoa; Mollusca; Bivalvia; Venerida; Veneridae
Exons: 5
Coding region: 86-1075 (329 amino acids)
Source: RefSeq, a predicted model, not a curated record